Messenger RNA from Cariama cristata (Red-legged seriema), 943 nucleotides. It is a transcript of the gene NEK7, whose product is annotated as NIMA-related kinase 7. Gene Ontology annotation, biological process: protein phosphorylation. Gene Ontology annotation, molecular function: protein kinase activity; ATP binding. Lineage: Eukaryota; Metazoa; Chordata; Aves; Cariamiformes; Cariamidae. The record is from RefSeq and is a predicted model, not a curated record. The coding region runs from base 29 to 937 and encodes 302 amino acids. The transcript is spliced from 9 exons.
GACAUAAGGGACACUUUUGCGUGAUAGAAUGGAUGAACAGUCACAAGGCAUGCAGGGGCCUACUGCUCCACCAUUUCAGCCACAGAAAGCCUUGCGACCCGACAUGGGCUAUAAUACGCUUGCCAAUUUCCGAAUAGAGAAAAAGAUUGGCCGUGGGCAGUUCAGUGAAGUUUACAGAGCAACCUGCCUGUUGGAUGGGGUACCAGUGGCUCUGAAGAAGGUUCAGAUAUUUGAUUUAAUGGAUGCCAAAGCCCGUGCUGACUGCAUUAAAGAAAUAGAUCUUCUUAAGCAACUGAACCAUCCAAAUGUAAUUAAAUAUUAUGCGUCUUUCAUUGAAGACAAUGAACUGAACAUAGUGUUGGAAUUAGCUGAUGCUGGAGAUCUCUCUAGAAUGAUAAAGCAUUUUAAGAAACAGAAGAGGUUGAUUCCUGAAAGAACAGUUUGGAAGUAUUUUGUUCAGCUUUGCAGUGCCUUGGAACAUAUGCAUUCUCGUCGUGUUAUGCAUAGAGAUAUAAAGCCAGCUAAUGUGUUCAUUACAGCUACAGGGGUAGUAAAGCUUGGAGACCUUGGACUUGGUCGAUUUUUCAGCUCUAAAACCACAGCUGCACAUUCUUUAGUUGGUACACCUUAUUAUAUGUCUCCAGAGAGAAUACACGAAAAUGGUUACAACUUCAAAUCUGACAUCUGGUCUCUAGGAUGUCUGCUGUAUGAGAUGGCUGCACUGCAGAGUCCCUUUUAUGGUGAUAAAAUGAACUUGUACUCCCUGUGCAAGAAGAUAGAACAGUGUGACUACCCACCUCUCCCUUCAGAUCACUAUUCAGAGGAACUGCGACAAUUAGUUAAUAUGUGCAUCAACCCGGAUCCGGAGAAGCGACCAGACAUAACCUAUGUCUAUGAUGUAGCGAAACGUAUGCAUGCACACACUGCGAGCAGCUAAACAGAC